AUGCCUAAUAACGAAACAAAUUGGACAACGGUAUCAGGAAAAACAAAAGCAAAACCAACUUCAUCAUCGACAAAACCAUCAGGAAUACCGGUUAUGCCAAAAGCUGAAGUGAAAAUAAUUAAACUUUCGGAUAGUGCGUUUAGUUCUAUGAAAGAACGAAUAUUAGAUGAAAAUGAUGAAAAUCAAUCAGGUGAAAUAAAAACACAAAAACCUAUAUUAUCUAAUGAAAAGAAUCCAUCGGUUAAAAUAACUAAACCUAAUAAACCAAGUUCAAAUACAUUAACAUUAAAACAAGCACUUCAAAAUAUGAAUGUUGAUAAACUUAAACAAUUAUAUAAAUCAUCAAAAGAUAAUACAUCAUUAUGGGUUGAAAAAGUUUGUUAUUGGUUUAUUGAACAAUUCAAAGAUGUUACAUCUGGUUUAAAUGAUCCAAUAUUUUCCAAGGAAACAAAUCAAGAUUAUCCAUUGAAUACAUUAUCUACAUCAGUUAAAGAAUAUUUGGAUGAAAUUUUUGAUAUGCAAUCAAAAUUGAAAGCUAUUACACUCUGUCGAAAUAAUUUACUUAAUCCAAAUGCUGAUAUUCAUAGUAUUACUGGUUAUCAAAUAUUAUUACAAUAUUUUCUUCGCAAUCUUGAUGAACGACCAAAUGAUUCAUUUCUUGAUGAAGUUGAUGAAUUAUCAACAUCACUUAAACGAUAUCCAUCAGAUAAAGUACUUCGAUUAUUUUGGGCUUAUAGUCAAGUACUAUAUGAACAUCCUGGUUUGGCAUUAGACAUUUGGUUUCGUUUAAUGUUUCCAUUUAUUGAAAAUCGAACAUAUAAUCAACUUAUCGUGGAAAAUUUAACUCAACUUACGACACGAAAUGCUAAAAAUAAAAAAUUUCUUCAAUCAAAUGAAAUUUUUCCAGUUGAAUCUUAUAUACAACUUCUUGAUUUUGUUGAUCAACCAAAUCCUGCAUUAACAAGAGAUAUGCGUACAACAUUGUCAAAAAAUGUCGUCAUUCUUUCUGAUUUAUUUUUGAAUAAUACAAAAAAUUUAUCUCAACAUGCAAAAGAAUAUUUUAAAGUUCUAUUUCCUGUUCUUCAUGCUGAGAAACAACGAUCACCAAAGAAUCAAUUACUUCUUGAUCGUAUGAUUAUUGCUUGUUUUGCGGAUAAAUCAGUUAUUAAAAUUUGGUUAUUAUAUCAUGAAAAAUAUCCUCAAAGUUCAUCAGAUCUUUUAUCAUUGUUACAAACAAAUGAAACAACAAUUUCUGGUUUAUCAACAUCAAAAGAAUUUCGUAAUAUUGUUCAACAACUUCGAACAAUAUCGAAUGAAAUCGUUAAUAAUGGAGAGAAUGAUAAUGUAGAACAUAAUGAAUUUUUACGUGCUUAUACAAAAAAUAAUACAGUUGUAGUAAAUAAUAAACGUCAAAAACAUUCAACAUGUAGAAUUGGUUUUAUUGUAAAAUUAGUUGUUUUACUUAUUAUUUCAUUUAUUAUUUAUCAAAAUUGGUUAUGGUUAACUGUUGCUGCAGAUUAUUUACUUGAAGAUUAUCUUAAACAUCCUACGGCUAUUAUAAUUAAAGAACGUCUAUCUGAUGCAUAUAAGGAAACAAGAAAAUUCGGUUUAUUAUCGUUAAAAUAUGCUGAAGAAUUUCUUCGUUCAACUAUGACAAAUAUUGAACCAUAUGCAAUUAAAUUUGGUCAAUAUCUUCAAAAACAAUGGGCUUUUGUAUUAAAAUAUAUCGAAGGGCCUAUUUAUGAUAAAAGUAUUGAAAUCGCUGAACAAAUUCAACGAAUAUCAGUAGUUAUAUUUACUGAAAGUGUUCAUUAUUUAAACAUUUUAUUUGAUUGGGCUAGUUAUUAUACUGCUAAUUUAGCAUAUUUAGCUGAAAUUUAUAUGACGCAAAUUUAUGAAAUUAUUUAUGAUAAAUGGAUGCACUUCAAUGUAACAGAAUUACGAGAAAAAUUUGAUCAACUUCGAAUGCGUGUUAUUAAAUCGGUUUAA
Messenger RNA from Rotaria sp. Silwood1, 1989 nucleotides. Lineage: Eukaryota; Metazoa; Rotifera; Eurotatoria; Philodinida; Philodinidae. The record is from the annotation of a GenBank genome assembly.